Molecule: messenger RNA, 2474 nt
Organism: Xylaria bambusicola
Lineage: Eukaryota; Fungi; Ascomycota; Sordariomycetes; Xylariales; Xylariaceae
Exons: 2
Coding region: 325-2256 (643 amino acids)
Biological process (GO): DNA-templated transcription; regulation of DNA-templated transcription
Molecular function (GO): zinc ion binding; DNA binding; DNA-binding transcription factor activity, RNA polymerase II-specific
Source: RefSeq, a predicted model, not a curated record
ACUAGCCCAUUUCGGAAGCCCCGCCGCACCCCGAGGCUAGUAAAUACUUCCCCAGGAAAAUAAGAUCCGAGGGACCUGUGCUCUGAGAUACUUUCCUUGCCAUUGAUCGUACUAGGUCCAGUGAGUUCACGAGCUGCGGCCAACCGGGAUCUGUACUGUAGUUAGCUGUGCUGCCGAUCCCGUAUGAUAACUUCACGUCUUCCUUACAGUAGAUCUAGAGAGAGGCGGCGGAGUUGACAAAUCUGGUCACCACCGCCUGAGACCACCCGCCGCCACACCUAUCCCACCCAGUUCAACAGGUCCGUCGUCGCUCAGUCAGUCGCCAUGGUCAAAUUCGUGGAAACAGACACGUCCGGCUUGCCUCUCAAACGGAAACAGGUCGCGCAAGCGUGCGAAAAGUGUCGCCGGCGGAAGAAGCGAUGUGUACACGCGGACCCGAAGCCGAACGUUGGCCCAACUUCUUCCGGAUCACCUGAAAAGUCGCCCGGGGCGGGGAGACGGCAAUCGUCAACGGACCAUGGUCACCGGAACAACCAGACACGGGUCUCAACUCCGACUCCUGCAGUCGACGAUACACAUCCAGUGUCGCCGAUUAUCCAGAAUGGAGAGAAGCGCGGAGAGGCUCAACCAUCGACGUUCUUCGGCGACUUGAACCCAGAGGCCAUCCUCAUGGAGGCCACUAGCCUGUGUUCUCGUCGCGAUGUGUCUGCGCCCGGCGGGCUCGGCAUAUGGCAAGCUCCCAUGGCGCCUCGUUUAAGCACUCGGAAUUCUAGCGUCCCUAGUGUACAAUCAUCUUCGCGACGGGCCGUCCAAGAUAUGGUCAAGUCGUAUCUGUGGAACCACUGUCUACCAUGUCGCCCUCCGCCAGACGACUAUGCGGUCUUGAGACGCAUCUACUUCGAGAAGAUGAACCCUAUUUUCCCAAUAUUUGAAGACCCGUCCGUGUCUGGUGUACCGGACGAACCAACAGACAUCCUAGUUCAACAGGUUGUCAGUCUUGCAGCGGCCGCCGAUCCUGAAGCCGUUCAGCACUUACGGGUGAGUCUGCACGGUGCCCUCAUGUCUCGCCAAGAAUUCUGCGCCUGCUUGUCCAAUUCUGUUCUCGCAACGCUAGAUGCGGGGAUCGUGACAGAUCGGAUUUGGCUCGUGCGCCUGUCGGCUGCUUUGUCGUUGUACACGCAGCCUACGAACUCCGAAGAAGCGGACAUUCCAUCCCUCUUAAACAGCCGGGCUGUCCACCAAGUGCACACCCUCGGACUUCAGAUGGCAGUGGAUGAUGCGCACCCGAAGAAAGAGAUGAUACAAACCAUUUUCUGCUGCGUCUGGGCACUCGAUCGCAUUACAAGUGCGUUCUAUGGCCGAGCUCGUCUAAUUCACCGACAAGACGUGGGCUGGAACUUCGAUGACUGCAUCCGAGCACAGACGCCGCCGUUCCGCCUUCUUCUCAUGAUUAUCGGCUUACUUGAUAAGAUAAUCAAUCUAUACUGCCCUGAAAACCGAUUGAGCCAGUCUACUCUCAUUGAGUUGCCUAUAUUCGAGCAGAUGAUCCUGGACGCAGAGGCAUUAAGAAUGACAAGCUCAUGCCUCGCUUCUCUAGAAAUAUUCUAUCAUUCAGUCGCUAUCUUGUCGACUCAGACGCCAGCUGAUGUCGCAUCAUCUGCCAUGCCUAAGCCCUCAACAAAUAGCCGGAGGUCUCUCGCUGCAGACCGCAUAACCUGGAUCGUCGGCGAGGAGUUCUCCGGGCAGCUCUCGUACAUGCCGUUUAUUCCCUAUGCGCUUUCUCUAUCUCUCAGUGUUUCAUAUCGGAAAAUGCGACACAGUAGAGUGCCCAUGUUCAGGAAUCGCGGCAAGCGCGCGUUCCAAAAGAACAUGUUGCUCUUGAAGUCAAUGGACGACAUGUUCUGGAAAUCGAAGACCAUGGUGGCGAUGGCGGAACAGGUUCUCAAUGAAAUGGACAAGACCGUCGCGUCGCUGGCCCAAGAAAAUGGAUUAACAGAUCUUUCCAAGAAGGUCGAGUCAGCACCGCAGGGUGAGCGGCCCCAGGUACAGCCCGAAGAACCUCGGGCUAUGGACUUCACGCAAUACCCGGCCAAAGCUGGUAAUGAGAUGAUCUUGUUUGAUGCCGUUCCUGACCUGGACUUGUUUGGCCAUUUUGAUCCCACCUUUGAUCUAGGAGCCGUCGACGCUGCUCUUGAAGGGAACUUCGACUUCGGAACGUCGACAAACUGGUUUGACUGGCAUCAGCAAUGGGGAUGAAGUAUCAAAUAUCCCAAGGUCUCUACAGAUGCUCUAGACAUCGAUCGCACCUAGAGGAUCGACGGGAGGCAACGAACAACAUCUCACUCGAUUGGGGAAAUUGGAGAUAUUUGGUACAUAUACUCCCGCCCAUCCACCCAGUCCGGAAACCCCCUUGCCCUCGUGCUAUUUGCAUGUCGGCGUUAAACCCCGCACCCUACCUCCCCAGAUCAACCCGA